Molecule: messenger RNA, 669 nt
Organism: Dufourea novaeangliae
Lineage: Eukaryota; Metazoa; Arthropoda; Insecta; Hymenoptera; Halictidae
Gene: Cyt-b5
Product: cytochrome b5
Exons: 5
Coding region: 76-495 (139 amino acids)
Cellular component (GO): intracellular membrane-bounded organelle; membrane
Molecular function (GO): heme binding
Source: RefSeq, a predicted model, not a curated record
CGAAAAAAUAUCUGCUAUCUAUUAUCAUAAUCAAUUAUCUUCGCAAAAGUAUUGUUUCUUGAAAGAAGAAAAGAUAUGGCGUCCGAGAACACAACUGCUGCUGAUACCGCUCCUACCAAAUUGUACACGCGGAAGGAAGUUGCUGAACACACUGAUAGCAACGAUCUGUGGAUUAUCAUUAACAAUAAAAUCUACAAUUUGUCUUCAUUUCUCAGUGAGCAUCCUGGCGGAGAAGAAGUUCUUUUGGAACAGGGUGGCCAAGAUGGAACUCAACCUUUCGAGGAUAUUGGUCAUUCUAGUGAUGCCAGACAGAUGAUGGAAUCAUACAAAAUUGGAGAACUCGUAGAGGAGGAGAGAACAAAGGGAAAUGCCUCUGGAUCUAGUGCUUUGUACGGAGAAGAUAAUUCCAGUGGUUCUUGGAGGUCAUGGCUGAUUCCUAUUGCACUUGGGGUACUGGCAACUCUUGUCUACCGUUAUUUUAUCAAAGCACACUGAAUCAUUCCCGCUAUUUAUUUUUUUAGUAAUUUGUAUUAUACAUACAUAAUUGUUGUGGAUAAUUAAUCAAAGGAUAUUAUGUAUGUUGCACAUUAUUACAAUUUUUUUAUGUCACGAAAUUGCACAUACAAGCGGGCCUAGCGCAAAAACAUUUACAAGAUAUGAAAGUUCAUU